ACCCACAAGAAGGGUACCCUGAAAAGAUGAUGCCGACCGACUCAACAGAGUCCUAGCUGACGUGGAUGCAGACCAAGGCAUUGGACGAAGCAUGGCUGGAUGCUGGUUGGCGUGUCAAGCAAGGGCGGCGGCGGCGGACGGUCGCGGUGCCGGCGGUGCAUGCAGAGGCAGCCUCCCGCAUGCUGCAGCAGAGGAAGUUCCGGAGGUCCAAGACGACUUCGGAAGCAGAGUCAGCCGCUAGAGAUCACUUCGAGCUCUCUUACGCUUCCAGAUCACCCACUGAGGACAAAGCCAUGAGCGACAUUCUGAAGGAGUUUGACGAAGACUUCAAGGGCUUUGUGAGGCGGCCGCGUUUGCCAACGCCGCCACAGUGGGUGCCGCCGGGCGGUGGCAGCGCUCUGCCGAAGGCCACCUUGAGACCGAUCUCUCCUGCACAAGCUCCGUGUCUGCCAGAUCUGUCGAGGGACAGAGAUGACAUGCUCUCCAAUGUACUCAACUCACUGCUUCCGGCUGGUCCCAGCUCAAAGCUUGCCAGCAAGGAGUUGUCUCCGUGCAGCCAGCUUUCGCCGGUGAGCCCGGCGCCGCGGAACGCGCCGUGCAAGGAGGUGCUGGAGUUCAUCCAUGUGCUGAUCCGACACUUUGGCAACCUGAAUCGGGCGUUUCGGGCAUUGAAGAAUGCAGCCAGUCUUGAAGGAAAGGUCGGUCCCUUGGAGCCUUUGAGCCGAGCUGAGUUCGAGUGGUGCGUCACCUCCUUCUUGCAACACGGGAACCGCCGGCUUGCUUCGAAGCUCUUCGAAGCGCUCGGCGGCGAUCUGGGGCUUUCGAACGUGGAGGCCUGGCCCUCCUGGCCUCAGCUGUGGCGUCAGCUGCAGCCGUUGAGCUUGGAGCUUCAGGAAUUGCUGGAGGAGGGCUCUGCUGAGGACUCCGACACUCGCACGGAGGUGAAGGUCUCGAAGCAGCGCUUCAUGAAGGCGGCCAAGGCCCUGGAGCUGGACGCCUGCCAGGCGGUGCAUCUCUUCCACUUGCUGGACGAGGGCGGCCAUUUCCGCGCCGGCGCGCUGCAGGAGGCGCUGUGGUGCCCGAAGGACCUGGCCUGGCGGGACCUGCGGAUCCGCCUGGUGGCGCGGUUCCGGACGCUGGAGCACGCGCUGCAGGCCUUGGAGGAGUUGGAGGACGAGGACCUGGUCUCCUGCGUGCAGAGUUUUGGCCUGGAGGCCGAUGCGGAGCUCCUGGAGCCCGAGGAUGAGCCCCACAAGGUGCUGCAGGGAGCGGCCACCAAGACCCGGCUCGAGGACUUCUGGCGCCGGGUGGCGGCGGAGUGGCCGGAGGUGGCGGAGGCUUGCGGGGACUUGGAGCAGCUGGGGCAGCUGCUGCAGGAACUGGUGCCGAGACCCGCCGACGGAUUCCUGGACCUCGAGGCCUUCACUUCCUUGGCGCAGCUUGUGGACGUGGCGCCCUCCGACUGCGAGGUCCUUUUCCGUGUGGCCGGGCGGGACGGCAAGGUCUUCCUGGAGGACUUCGCGGAGCAGCUGGUGCUGUGGACUGGAGCCUUGGGGCCAAAGAAGGAGGCCGCCAAGGCGCUGGUGGCGCCGGCCCGGCGCCUGCUCUCCGCCCUGAAGCAAGAGCUGCUUCCGGCGGCCAACGAGGAGCCGGUGAGGCUCCCAACCAACGGGCGGCCCAAGAAGAAGCGGCCCAAGCUGCCGUGGGUCACAAACUACCGGCGCCCGAGUCUUAUGGCUCUGGGAGCUUGAGCCACGGAAAGCGCCACAGUCCAGUGGGACAGGUCCAACAUCUGUUCGUUGAGGGGCGGGAAUACCGAAACCCUCAACAAAAACCCUCAUCCCUAUGCAUGAAGACUGGCAAAAAACUGCUGGAGCCUUGUGGUUUUUCAGCA
Effrenium voratum is the source of this 1894-nucleotide messenger RNA. The record is from the annotation of a GenBank genome assembly. NCBI's taxonomy places the organism in Eukaryota, Dinophyceae, Suessiales, Symbiodiniaceae.